Molecule: messenger RNA, 5421 nt
Organism: Eimeria mitis
Lineage: Eukaryota; Apicomplexa; Conoidasida; Eucoccidiorida; Eimeriidae
Exons: 22
Coding region: 1-5421 (1806 amino acids)
Source: RefSeq, a predicted model, not a curated record
AUGGUGUCCCUGCUGCAGCAGCAGCCGCAGCAGCAGCAGCAGCAGCAGAGGCCGCAGCAGCAGCAACUGCUGCUGCAGCAGCAGCUGCUUGCUGCCGUUGCCUCCCAGCUAGAAGGGGGAGCAGCAGCGGCGGAAUCCUCUGGGGGGGCCCCCCAGGGGGCCCCUCCCCGUACCCAAGCUUUGCUGGCUUCUCCCUUAUCUGCUGCAGAUGCAGCAGCAGCUCGCACCUGUUGGGCAGCUAUCCUCUCGGCUCUCUCCUCUAAGGCAGCUGCUGCUGAAGCUGCAGCAGCAGAGCAGCAGCCCCUAACCGCAGCAAUUCAUGUUACCUUGCAGUGUCUUCGGAGGUCCCUGGAUGAGCUGCAGCAGCAGCAGCAACAGCAGCAACAGCAGAAGAAGCAGCAAGAUGCUGAAGAUGCAGAAGGGAAUAAGGGGCCCCUUGUGGGCCCCCCCAUGUAUGUAUUAGGCAUGAGUGUGCUGCUGGAGUUGUUGUUUGCUGCCGCAGCAAAGGCCGAGCUGCUGCAGGGGGGAGAGCAGCAGCAGCAGCUGCUUGUUCAGCUGCUGCCGCUGCUGCAUGAUGCUGCGGGGCUGUCAGAGGCACCAGAGAGGUCUGCGUUGUCUCUGCUGCAGUGUCUGCGGACUUGUGGGGGCCUCACUGCCAGCAGCAGCAGCAGCAGCAACAACAGCAACAGCAACAGCAGCAGCAGCAGCAGCAGCGGCAAGAGCAGCAGCAAACCCAUUGUGGUCUUGUCUCGCGGCUGUUUCGAGGUGCUGCUGCGUGCUGCAGUGGAGGGGCAUCAUGUGACUAUUCAGGCAGCAGCAAAGCGUUUGCUGCUGCAGUUUUUGUCUCGCCUUUGCAGCCAGCUGCAGCAGGAAGAGGAGACAUCAGCAGCAGCAGCAGCAGCAGCAGUGGCAGGCGUUGGCUCUCUUAUAUCUGCGUUAACAAGAGCCCUCAAACAGCAGCAGCAGCAGCAGCAGCCGCAGCAGCAGCAGCAGAUGAUGCAACACAACAGCAAAGAACACCGAAUGCUACUGCUGCUGCAGCGGAUUCUGCCUCAGCUGCUCACCUCUAUCGGCCUGCGUCUCGAUGCUCUGCAGCAGCAGCAGAAGCAGCUGCAGCUGCAGCAGCAGCAGCAGGAGCUGCUGAAGCAAAAGGAACGAGCUGAGGCCCUCUGUCUCCUCUUGCUGCGUAAGGGCCCGAAGGGGGCCCCCCUAGCUGAGUGCCUGGAGACAGUUGGGGUCAUUCUAACGGAGCUGCUGCACCAGCGGCGCGUGCUGCUGCAGCAGCAGCAGCAGCAGUUGCUGCUAAGUGACAACCAGCAGCAACAGCAACAGCAGCAGCAGCAGCAGCAUCGAUCAGGCGUUUCUUCUUUGUCUAUUGCCUCUCAGCUCUUAUCGUGUCUUCUAUUAAAAAAGAAUAUUCAACCCAGCAGCAAUGCAGGCCCCAGAGAUGUUGCUGCCUGGUCUUCUGCUGCUGCUGCGGCUGUCUCUGCUAUCAUGCUGUGGGCUAGUGAGGAGCAGCAGCAGCAGCAGCAGGGGGCGGGAGCAGCAGCAGCACCAGCAGCAAAGCCAGCUGAUGCAGCAGAAGAGCAGCUGCUGAGCCUGAUGGAUAAGCUCACCCUAGAGGGCCCCGGACAGCCGCAGCCGCAGCAGCAGCAGCAGCAGCAGCAGCCGAAGGACAGGAUGAGCGUUUGCUUGUCGCUAGUGCAUCGGUUUGUUUCCUCUCUCACAAACAUAUUAAACAAAGCGACAGACCCAACAGCACACUCAGCAGCAAUUAAAGCUGCAAAGCGGCUCGUAGUGCAGCAGCAGAUAACAGGGGUGCCGAUUCACCAGGCCAUGGCCCCUUUCCUGAAGAGUUUGCUGCACUAUCGACAUAAAGUCCGCUGGCCGGAGGUCUUCAAGCUCUGCGGGGAGGAGUUUGCGGCGGUGGAGGUCUGCGCCUUCAGAGCAGCGCUAGACGGCCCCAACCCCAGCACGCUCGGUGUUUCGGGAGACGUGGGGACUUUGGAGGCGUGCUUAGACGAGUAUUUCUCCUCAGCGUUCUCCUCUUUGCUCCCCGUAGUCUCCACUCUAGGGGAGUUGCUGCUGGCAGCAGAGGGCACAGAGCAGCAACAAGAGCAGCAGCAGCAGCAGAAAGGAGCUUAUAGCAAAACCCCUAGCAAAUCGACUGCGUUCCUGAAGGCCAAGCAACAGGACCUACGGUUGUACAGGCCUCAGCUGGAGUAUGCAUUUGGGUCGGCUGUGCGUGUAUUUGGGUGUCUCCGCGUUCUAUGCGGUGACGGUGCAGCCCCCCGUCUGUCUCUGUCUCUUGCUGCUGAUGCUUCUCUCUCCUUUGAUGCAUUUGUUGAGAGGGCCAAUAUCUGGCUGCUGCCGUUGCUGCAGCGCUUCGUCUGCAGAGACCAACUCCAGUUCUUCCUACGCGAAAUCAUCCCCGCUGCUGCUGCAGUGCAGCAGCGGGCGGAGGAGGCUGCUGCAGCAGGGCAUACGAUAGAGAGUGGGGACUGGUCUCGGGUGUACAGACAACUGUGGGGUUUGCUGCCGGCCUUCUCAAACCAGCCUCUGGACCUAGCCAAGUGUCUCCGCAAGGAGACACCUCAGCCUGACGGUACGAAGGAAGGGGGCCCCCGGGGGGCCCCCCACGGCAUGCUGCUGGUGCCGCGGGUCCUUGAGCUGCUGCACGACUCCUUCUUGAGAGACGCUGCAUGCGCUACGAUUGGGGCGAUGGCGAAGUCCGCGUUGCCGCCAGGCGUGCAGACACCUGAGCUGCAGCAGCAACAGCAGCAGCAGCAGCAGGGCUUGAGUGUGCGGGAUCAUGCACCAGCAGCACAGGUUCCAUCUACUGCAACGGGACCGCAGGUGCUGCUGUUCUUGCGGCGGUUGGCGGAUGCCGUUGCUGCUGUUGCAGCAGGUGACGGCUCUUCCGCUGCAGUGAAGGCAGCAGCAGCAGCAGCAGCUCGUGCAGCGCGCACAUGCUGCCCCACAGACAGCAGCUUGCUUCCUGCUGCAGUGAUGGCAGCAGCAACAGCUGACAGCAACAGAAGAGCUCUUGCUGCAUACGCGGAGGAGACCCUAAGCUUCGUGACAGUUCGCUAUUUGCUGCUGCACAAGGACACAGCAGCAGCACCUGCAGCAGCAGCAGCACGGCCAGCAGAGGCAGCAUUUGCUGCUCUUACAGAGUCAGCCAAGGCGAAAGCGGCGCAGCAGCUGCUGCAGACAAUACAGGCCUUUGCUCCGCUCUGUCCUCGGGCUCUGAUGGAGACAAAUGCUGAGAGGUUUGCAGGGGCCCUCGCCGCAUGCAUUUCUUCUGUCUCCUCAAACACGGGGCCCCCCCCAUUGGCGCCGAAGGAAUGCGGGGCCCUCCUCGACGUCUGCGGGGCCCUCAGACCCUUCACAGCGCCGGACAUCGGAGCGAAGCUGUUCAAUACUCUGUUGACACUGCUGCGCCGCUGCAGUGCGGCGGUAAGCAGCAGCAGCAACAGCAGCAGCAGCAGCCGGGCGUUGCUGCGGACACUGCAGCGCAAGACGUACAUGUCUCUGAAGCAUGCUUUGGAUGAUGUUGGGGAGCACGAGGGGUUUGUUGCGGGCGUUGCGGAGCUGCUGGAAGUCUGGAAGGUCCUCAAGGAAUGUCGGGAGGCAGCAACAGCAGCAGGAGAUCUGAAGCAAAGGCUCAGCUGUCUCCUGGGGCUGCUGCAAGCCUUCGAUCGACGCCGCGAAGAAUUCGAACCAACCAAGUGGGAGGAAUUGCUCCAGGAGGUGUUGCCUGCUGCUGUGCCUGAGGUGUUAUUGUCUCUUAAGGAGAUAAACAAACGAAACAGGGAGACAGCAGCACAAGCCCUAGACACGCUCGCCACCCUAUGUGAAGGAAACCAGCUACACCUUUCUGCACUGGUGACAUACGUGGCUGCUGGCUUUGGAGGCCUUACGCCGGAGACUGGGCGCUCCAAAGGGGCCCCCGGGGCCCCACCCCUUCUCAAGUCAGCUGCUGCUCUCGCUCUAGGGAGGCUCUUUGACCUCUACAGCGGAGAGCUGCCGCACAAACAGGUGCAAGAGUGGGCGGAGGUGGGUUUGCUGCUCCUCAAGGAUCACAACAAGUUGGCCUUCGUCGCCGGCAUUCAGUUUGCAAAGGCUUGCAUUCGUGCUGGAGACAUGGAUGACCUUGCGGCCUGGCUGCCGUCGAUGCUGGCGGCCUUGAGCAACCCAAACGCUCCGAAGGCACGCAUGAAGAUUCGCCACUUGAUAGAGAAACUGUGUAAAGUCAUGGGGGAAGAGGCGCUGGAAAAGGCAAUGCCUGAGGAGCACAUUCCUCUGCUGCGGCAUCUGCUCCGCUCUGAGAGACGCAGGACCAUUCGCCGGCUCAUUCAUCAAACCCUGAAGGGAGCUGAGGAAUCUGGGGAGGAGAGUGAGGAGUCUGUAGAGGGGCGCAGGGGCCAAGAAGAAUCGGAGACAGAUGAAGACACUGAUGAUGAAGAAGGAGAGGGAGAGCUCCCUCCUCGCCAUCAGAAGCGGGCGGGAGGAGACGAUCCCCAAGUGCGCGACAAUGGCGUAGAGGCUGUGGGGCUGAAGUCUUUGCUCGAUGCAUUUGAAGAGGAGAGUGACAAUGAAAGGAAGAGCAGACGCAAGCGUCAUUCCGUGCCUUCUUCUGGCCAGAGUUUGAGUGUAUUUGAGGCGGCUGAUGGUGUUGAUGCAACUUCAGCUGUAUUGGACUUCUGCGGUGUAUCGGCAGCUCGCCAGAUACUUGUGGGCAUGCAGCCCCAAAAAGACAGGAAAACGCAUGCAGCAGCAAGAGGCAUAAAACGGGAGACAAAAUUCAGCCUCCUCCCUCUUGAUGAAACAGGAAAAAUAAUUAUUCAGGAGGAAGAAGAAGAAGAGCAACCAACCGAACCAGCUGCUAAGUUCCAUAUCGGUAAAGACACCGGCCGCUCGAACCGCCGGAAGGACCUCAAGGCAACAGCUGCUGCGAAGCCCAGCAGCAGCAGCAGCACCAAGCCUUCGCUGAGCUCUUUGGCUGCGCGUCGCGCUGCGCUGAAGGAGAAGCGAAAGCAGCAACGCGGCGGCCAUUUCACAGAACGCAGUGGUGCCGAGUUUAAAGCAAGGAAAGCAAAGGGAGAUGUAAAAAAGAAGGCAGGAGUGGAUCCUUACGCCUACAUAAAACUCAACAGAGGAAUACUCAAAGAGAAAUACAGAGCCCAGGCACUCAGGGACGGGAUGAACCCUAUGCCUUCUUGCAGAAUCAAAAGGACAACACUUACGUUCACUGAAGUCGGUGAUGAACAAGGACAAGAGGAAGAGAGGAAUCAAACUAAUCAAGCUCCGGAAGGGCCGAACAACGCGCCGCUGACGCACCGCCUUAUCUGCCUUCUCUUCCUCCUUUCAUUCGACAACAUCAAAUGCAAACUCCCAGCAGCAGUAUCCUUCGACUAG